Molecule: messenger RNA, 1741 nt
Organism: Hyposmocoma kahamanoa
Lineage: Eukaryota; Metazoa; Arthropoda; Insecta; Lepidoptera; Cosmopterigidae
Product: protein SMG9-like
Exons: 8
Coding region: 128-1564 (478 amino acids)
Biological process (GO): nuclear-transcribed mRNA catabolic process, nonsense-mediated decay
Source: RefSeq, a predicted model, not a curated record
GUCUUGUCUCUUCCACUACUCCUUAAAUUUGGCACAAAAGAUCUUUCAUUCUAUCAAACCGAUUGCCGUCGAUCUCAUGUAUUAUAGUAUUUGUGUUUACAGUUGAACGUUAUUAUUUAACCUUACUAUGGCGGACAAGAAAAAGAAAGUUUUUGCUUCGAAAGAUCUUGCAACGCCGAGACGGCCAGUAAUACUGAAAUCAGAUCGUGAGACUCCUAAAGAGCCAGCUAAAGAGAAGCAAGAGAUUCAACCUACUAUAAUACUGAAGACAAGAGAACAAAGUACACCUAAGGAGGAACGCCCACUAAGUCCUAAAACUUUAAAGGCUCAGUCGUUAGAAGCCGAUGGCCCUCAUAUAAGUAAAAUUGCCCAAAACGAGAAUAAGGAAAAAAAGACUAUAGAACAAAAACCUCCACCUCCUUUGAAGCUGAUGACUGAGCCCAUCAAAUUGCUGGAUGAAAACUUGGAGUUUAAUAAUGCUGCACUUGAGUUUCUGCAGGACUCCAGCACUAAUUACUUAGUAGUUGGAAUAAUAGGCACUCAAAGUGUAGGCAAGUCAAUGAUACUAAACCUGAUUGCCCUAAAUACUCCUACUGAAGACCUCUGUUCUCAAAUACUUCACUCCCAUGAAACAUCUGACAGUCAGUACGAAAUGAAUGAAACUGCAAUCGACUCUCAAAUGGAAAUUCUUGAGUUUGCCGAUAUCCACGAGAGCAAGAAAAAGGUUGAUAACAUCUUUAAAUUCAAAAUGCAGGAUAUUGAACAAAUUGAAAGAGGGGUUCACUGUACUAAAGGCGUAGACAUGUACGUAACAACAGACAGAGUGAUCCUCCUCGACUGCCAAGCUUUAUGGUCACCGUCGCUCAUCGAUGAGACUAACACGAACCCAGUGACAUCACGGAGUGCCAAUGUCGUCACCGUCGACUGCCUGCAGGUCGCCUCCUUUCUGAUGGCCAUAUGCCAUGUUGUUAUAGCUGUGCAAGAUUGGUUCACUGAUUACAAUAUUUUAAGGUAUAUACAAACGGCAGAAAUGCUCAAGCCGUCUCUCUCGGCAUCAAGCUCUGUCGCCAGUCAAGAGAGCUCUGAGUCCACGGCCAGUGGGGAGAGCAGCCCUCAUCUCCUGCUGUUACAGAAUAGAUGCCAACUUGAGGACUUCACUCCAGAAGCUGUUAAAAUAAUGCAGGAUGUUUACAGAAAAGCUUUCCAAAAAUCCAACCUACAGCUGAACUCCGGAAUGUACCUGUACAGUGACACGAAUAAAAAUGGUCUCAACGUAGACAAAGUAUGCAAGAGCUAUAGUGUGGACACCUGUGGAACUCCUAUCAAUUUGUUCUUAUUGCCUGAAAUUUAUCCUGAUUAUGAUAACCGUGAAAUAUAUAGAGGGCAUCCCACAUUUGAACACCUAGCAAAACGUCUUCGGUGGAUGGUGCUAGGAGUGAAUAGGCAUCAAAUUACGAACGUUCCCAACCUCUCUGAACGGAGUUGGUUCCACUACUGCAACAAAGCUUGGGAAACAAUCAGAAAAUGCACCUUCUUCAUGGAGUACGAAAGAUUUCUUCCCUGAGAAAGGAAAUCUGCCUUGUUACCGGAUAUGGUAACUUACUCUGAACAUCUGUCGAUAAAAAAACGCAAAAGAAACAGGUGUAUGAAAUGAUAACGAGGGUUUAUGUUAAAAGAUUGUAAUUAACGUAAUCAACACAGCUGUGUCUAAUGUUAAAUACCUAUCUAGUAUCAAUUAUUA